Molecule: messenger RNA, 1320 nt
Organism: Acanthosepion pharaonis
Lineage: Eukaryota; Metazoa; Mollusca; Cephalopoda; Sepiida; Sepiidae
Source: the annotation of a GenBank genome assembly
AUGGCAAAUUUAAGUGACUUUAUUUUUAUUGUUGUCCAGGCUGAUGUCUUUUCCUUUGGAAUCAUCCUUUGUGAAAUCACUGCCCGAAUUGAAGCUGACCCUGACAUUUUGCCCAGGACGCAAAAUUUUGGUUUGGAUUACAUUGCCUUCAGUGAAAUGAUAGAGUACUGCCCGCUGGAUUUUCUACAUUUGGCCUUCAGAUGUUGUCAGAUUGACCCUAAGAAACGUCCCUCAUAUGCUGACAAUGUUGAGUGUCUUCUCAAAAUGCAACACCAUUUAAGUAAUGCUGGAAAAAUUCCAAAAGACAGGAAAGAAAUCAAAUCCCACUGCAAACGAUCCAGAUCUGAAGACAAUAUUUUGGAUUCUUGCAACUGGGCAUCCAUGGAUGAUGAUCCAACCAUGACACCAAUGGUGGUUGGUCAAAAUAUGAGCAUGCUUGAUCAAUUCUAUACGCCAGGCAGAGCAAAUCCAUUUGCUCAGUCGAACAAGUUUCGGGAUGGUAAAAAAAUGGUAGGGGCCAACCGUGACCAAAAUUCCUCAACCUUUGACUUGCCAUCUCCAUCAUCUCCCCUGACUCCACCGUGCACUCCGGUUACUCCACAGCACCACAAACGGUCCAAGGGUCGGCGCCGCAAGUGCCAAUCCCUACCCGGGUCCCCGCUGCUGCUUCGUCGUGCAGCGGAGCGCUUCCACCAGGAAUCCAUACACGGAAGCUCCUCACAACAGCAAGAGAUUGGCUUCCCAAUGGACCUGGUCGCUAAUUUGGGCGAGUUUUUUCUUACUACUCAUGCCAACCGGUUCCAAAAUACAGAUUCAGACACGUCCACUUCUAAUGUCCAGUUUAACCCACUUGAUGAUGGGGACAGCGCUAUUGACCUAAAGUCACCCCCAACUGAAAGUCCAAGGAGCCGGUUAGCAUCUCGCCGGAGAGCGUUCCGCACGAAACAGCGGAGUAUCGAGUGCUCGUUACUUUUUUCCAGCACUACAGCAGAACGCGAGUCAUCUGUUACCAGGAACCAACGGGACUCUGCUGGACUUCCGUCUCCAAAGACGAGUCCUGUGAAAAGUCCCCAGACACCAGUAAUGGUACAGCCACCUCUUCCACAAAGCUCUUCUGGACCUCUUGCGUCUCCAACUAGUCCUGUUACUCGUUGCAAUGAGGUUGAAUCUGCUGAGGUUUCCUCCCCAAUUUGUCGUCAAGAGUAUUUUUUCAACACUAGCCAGAGCAGCACAGACUCAACUUGCUCCGUACGUGCAGCUGGGUCAAUUGAACUGGCAUCUUACAGGGUCAAGAAAAUGGGUUCAUGCAACAAAAAAUAA